CAGGCACACACUCUCCUGGUCACUUCCUUACAACCCAUCUUUCCAUCGCCAUUACCCUUCCUUUCUCUUUCAGCUCUCGCUUUCUUUUCUUUCUUUCGUCUUUCUUCUUCUUUGCCAUCUUCAACUGUCGAUUCUGCCCUUUGGGGGAUUCUUGUCUCUUUGCAGCCUGGUCCCCCCACACUCUCAUCUUCACUUCUCUCCUCUUUCCAAUCCUCACGCUCUUUUAUCUUACAAACUUUCCUUAAUAAAACCCCUCUUUCUCUUCCACCGCCUGCAUCGUCUCCUCCUUCUCUUUGGGUUGACCUUACAACUUCCUCUUUAUCGCUACUCUGUCACUCCCUCUCUUUACCCAUACGCAACGCUUUUUUUUUAUUCUCACUUUCAUGGCCACCCUGACCUCUCCACGACCCGCUGCUACAAGAUCCUGGUGGAGACCCCCUGCACGCAACUACAGGCCACAUCCUGGUCAACAUACUACGAAUCCUUAUUAUGUUACUGCAAAUUCAUUCUCCUCUCCGGUUUCAACAACAGCAACCACCACCGCCAUACAUGUCCCGACAGGACGGCCACAGACAAGAGUGAGUGCAGGAAGAAGAUCAAGAAUAUGGGGGACAAGCUCUUCUGAGACCUUACCACAUUACUGGUUCAGGGCACUAACUUACAUCCUUCGAAUACCCUUCAGAGAACUUAUUGGCAAUACAUCUCGACCUUAUGACCCGACCGCACCAGAGCCUCAACCUGACCUGCUUCUGAACAAUUCAUAUUACCCCAAUGCGUUUGAUUAUUAUAAUUCCUUAGGCACCUAUCGUCCAUCACCACCAACCACAAGCAAUUCUGUAUCGCGAUCGCCUGUUCGACUAUUUUCAAGAGGGACAACAAUAACGGCAGCCACACAACAGCAAACCUUCCAAUAUAUCCCACAGGUCAAGAAGGCAUGGAAAGAAAGGACUUCUGGCAUGAGUUGGGCGCUCUCUACAGCUUUUUUUUCAAGUAUCAUCUGCACCAUAAUCGCAACCGUCGCACUUGCUGUCAACUGGCAGGCAGAAGCCACAUACCUUAAAGUCUUUCUCAUUGCCUUUGUCCUACGCAAGUCAAUCGUCUCUGCCAUUAUGAUCGACCGCGCGCUCUAUCGUCUACCUCUUGGCCUUGUGCAGCCAGAUCCAGAUAUUGAUGACGAACGACAAAAUGGGGUUGCCAUUUACAUGACCCAUUUGUUCACUUGGCAUGGAUACGCCAUGUUCUGUUUUGGUGCACUUUAUGUCAUUAUCUAUGGUUCAUCUCAUUAUAUCAAAACAGCUCCCGUGAUCACAGGCGCAGCCAUUGUUUUCUCAUGCAUGGGCCUCGUACCCUUCUUCACCCUCAUGGCUCUGAUAGUUGGCGCUAUGGCUCUGCUUUACUUUCUCUACAUAUUAUUCUUAUGUUUGUUCUGGCCAUUAGAGAAAUGUGGUCUGUCCAGAAGAAGAGCUAUCAGUCGUAGAAAUGGCGGUUAUAGAAGCAAUGGAACCACCAACACGACAGAUCUACGACAAAUCGAGCAAGCCAUUAUUGACGCAGAGAAUGGUGAAGCUGGUGGCGGCAAUGAUAGUGGCGAUGGAAGGGGCGUUGAUAGAACGUAUAAAAUCAAAAUGACGCCCGCUAUGGCUGCUAUUCCAAUUGUUAUCUUUAGAAAGCCACAACUAAGGUCAACAGCAGAGCAAGGAUUGACAGCAAUUCAACAACAGCAUAACCUUAAAGCACAAAUAGCAGCUCAUUCACUAGUUCGUCAGAGUAUUAUUGAGAAAUAUGAACCUCCUCCAUCAGACACGGAGCAGGAUAUGGAAUCGACAUCAGCAAUAAAUAAGUCUGAAAACGAGGGAGAAGGAAACAGCAUCUCUGUACAAUUAUCUGGAGAGCAAUUUAAUAGUUCUGAAAUUAAUAACUGUCACACAUCUUCGACAUCGCCCGAAACAGGACCAUUGCAAGCUUCAACAGUAGCAGCAUCAUUUGGUCCACGCGCCACGACGGUAGAGAAUGAAUUUGAGCAGGCAAACUCGAGACCUAUUACACGCCCUGGAACACCUUUUCCAUUCACUGGAUCGGACAGUAGAAAUAUCUAUGCAAAUAUAACCUCCACUCCUGAUUCUAUUCUAAAGGAUCCACUCAACAAGGCUAAUAUUAAUGCCGAGGAAACGGCUUUAGCUUCUAAAUCAACUGGAUCUGGCUCAGCGCCUGCUAUAGGUUCUGGAUCAUGGUCUGGAUCAGGAGCAGAAAUGGACCGAUACAUUCUUAACGACUAUCCAACCAUCGAUGAUGAAGAGUGUGCUAUCUGUCUGAGCGUUUUUGAGGACGGUGAUGAGUUGCGACACCUGUAUUGUAACCAUUUCUUCCAUCGUGGCUGUGUUGACCGUUGGCUUGCAAAGCAUCCGUUCUGUCCAAAAUGCAAGCGUCAUAUUUGAGCUCCAUGUUGUUUAAAAAAAUAAAAAAAGAAAGGGGGCAAGUAGCUCAAAUACCACC
Messenger RNA from Lobosporangium transversale, 2493 nucleotides. RefSeq lists its product as hypothetical. Lineage: Eukaryota; Fungi; Mortierellomycota; Mortierellomycetes; Mortierellales; Mortierellaceae. The coding region runs from base 384 to 2435 and encodes 683 amino acids. Gene Ontology annotation, biological process: protein ubiquitination. The record is from RefSeq and is a predicted model, not a curated record. The transcript is spliced from 3 exons.